Molecule: messenger RNA, 1219 nt
Organism: Sarcophilus harrisii (Tasmanian devil)
Lineage: Eukaryota; Metazoa; Chordata; Mammalia; Dasyuromorphia; Dasyuridae
Product: olfactory receptor 51S1
Biological process (GO): G protein-coupled receptor signaling pathway
Cellular component (GO): membrane
Molecular function (GO): G protein-coupled receptor activity; olfactory receptor activity
Source: RefSeq, a predicted model, not a curated record
UCUGAGGUGUAGUGUGUCUUAAAAACCUUUCACACUGGCAAAUCCCAGCAACAAUACAUCAAUGAUUCCUACCUUCCUGCUGGUAGGCAUCCCAGGACUGGUGACUACACCAUCAUGGUGGGCCCUAAUUUUUAUUGCCAUUUACCUCCUGUGUGCUCUGGGAAAUGGAGCAGUUCUCUGGGUUAUUGCUGUGGAGCCCUCACUCCACCGCCCAAUGUAUUACUUUCUCUUCCUGCUGGGUGUGUCAGACAUGGGUCUGGUCACAGCACUAAUGCCCACAUUGCUGAAACUUUCCCUUUUUGAUUCCCACACAGUUCCAGCAUUUGCCUGCUUCCUCCAGAUGUUCUUUAUUCAUUUUUUUUCUGUCAUGGAGUCCUCUGUUCUGCUUGCAAUGGCCUUUGACCGGGCACUGGCUAUCUGUCAUCCUCUCCGUUAUUCAGCUCUACUCACAAAUAGUGUAACUAGCAAGAUAGGGCUGGUCAUCAUCUUCCGUUGUGUGAGUCUCCAUCUACCCUUGCCAUUUCUUUUGGCCUGGAUGCCUUACUGCCAUCCCCAAGUCUUAUCCCACUCUUAUUGCUUACAUCCAGAUAUUUCCCGGCUAUCCUGUCCUGGGGCCCAAGGUGCAACCUACAGCUUCUUUGUGGUCUUGUCUGCUAUGGGUUUGGACCCUGUCCUCAUCUUUUUGUCCUAUGCCCUCAUUGGGCAGGCACUUCGUGAUGUAGUUUCACCUGAAGAUCGUCGUCGUGCCCAGAACACCUGUGCUGUACACCUCUCUGCUGUGCUUCUUUUCUAUGUACCUAUGAUACUUCUAGCAUUUACUGACCGACUGAGGUUACCCAUUCCCCAUGCUGCCCACACUUUUCUCUCCUAUAUCCACUUCCUUCUUCCACCUCUGCUCAACCCCGUUCUCUAUAGUGUCAAGAUGAGAGAAGUCAGGGAAAAGAUCCUCAGACAGCUUCAACCUAUGAAAGUCAGAUCUUUUCCAUGAGACAGGAAAUGAGACAAAAGUCAGCAGGGAUCUAAAAAGAUAUAUUGAUUCACCUUUGAGAUUCCAGUGCCAAACACUGGCAUGGCUCUCUUCCCAGUAAAAUGCUUAACAAUAUAUACAAGUAUAUAUAUAUUUGCCCAUAUGUGUACUUGCUUAUGUUUGUUAUUGUAUAUAUCAAGUGCCUACAUGAAUAGAUGGGCAUAUGUCCAUAUCAUGUUAUUCAAUCCUCAA